GCAUUGGAAAUUAUUCACAGCUCUAAAUAUUGGAGUUUGCUGUCAUUAUCAUCUGAAAUGCUCAUCAAGAUAUUACUCAUCUGUGCUGGCAUAAUGCACGCAUGUAACGCUUCAUCCUGUAGACGUUGCAAACAGAAAAAGUGCAAGAAGCUAACCGAAUGUAUGGGAUCGAUCAUAAAAGAUAACUGCAGAUGUUGCGACGUUUGUGCCAAACAAGAAGGUGAACUUUGUGGUGGAUUAUGGAACUUACAAGGUGCUUGCGAUAGCCACAUGAAGUGCCACAAGGAAAAACCUGAGACCAUCACAACGGAAGAUGGGAAGAUAAUGCCAUUGUAUGAUCCGUGGUAUUUUCAGAAGCCUGGUAUUUGCAGAAAAACUAUAUCGUAGUAUGGCAACAAUUCACGCAGAAUAUCGCGGGAAACGGAAAUCUGACCGGAAACUGCAUUUCAUGAGAAAAAAAUUCAAUCUACUAACCAGUUGGAAUAAAUAAUAAAUAUUGUAAUA
Molecule: messenger RNA, 504 nt
Organism: Styela clava
Lineage: Eukaryota; Metazoa; Chordata; Ascidiacea; Stolidobranchia; Styelidae
Product: venom protein 302-like
Biological process (GO): regulation of signal transduction; regulation of cell growth
Cellular component (GO): extracellular region
Molecular function (GO): insulin-like growth factor binding
Source: RefSeq, a predicted model, not a curated record